UUCGGGUAACCAUCUGAUGACGUGUUUUUAGAAUAGGAAGUAGUGUUGGCAACCUGCUGAUGUCACAGACGCUGGUUUCGUAAGGCGGUGUAUAAUCCUUCGGGUGUGGUUUAUUAGGACAUGCUGUCCUCCUGCCCUGAUUCAAUCUGGUAUUGUUCGGAUUGGCUGCGUACUUGACCGAUCCUUCACUUGUAGGCACAGAAGAAUUUCCUUACGAUCGAUCACAUCUUAGAGAAAUUAAGCGACGCCACUACUGUGCUGCUCUUGUUCUCUCUGUUCCUGUUCCCGCUCCGAAUUUGGUUGUCCUUCAUGUCUUCCUUGAUCAUUUUAUAGGUUCUUGAGAACGACGAAACGAAGAUCUGAAUGUAGAUGUUUUACCAGCUUGGAGGGGUAACGUUGCGGUUCUGCGGAACUUGUGCUUGGCAGGAAUAUGGAACGAAAUAGAUGAGUCGCGAGUACAAAUCAAUUUUCCUCGGUGCGUCUUCUGAUUUUCGUUCGUGGAGAAUUCAGCGCUACCAGAUUUCUUGGAUCCUUGAGUUGAUAGAUUUUGAGGAUCGUGCGCAUUGUGGACUCCGAGAGAAGAUUAGAUCAAAGACUGCGUGAAUAUGGGGCGUGCUAAGAUAGAGAUUAAGAAGAUAGAGAAUCCAAGCGCUCGCCAGGUUUGUUUUUCCAAGCGAAGAGGGGGGCUCAUCAAAAAAGCCAGCGAGCUUUCAAUUCUUUGCGGAUCUGAGGUGGGCGUGAUUGUCUUUUCGCAGGCGGGAAAAGCCUUCUCUUUCGGCCACCCUUCGAUAGACUACGUUAUAGACAAAACCUUGUCCGGAGAGUCUUCCGACUCUGACAGCGGGUCCGCCGUCACCGACGUUGCGAGCCAGAAGGUGCAACAAGUCCAAGCGCUACAACAGCAACAGAAGCAGGUCACGCAGCUGCUCGCUUCGGAGCGAGAGCUUCAGCGCCGACUGUUAUCUUACCCCUUUUGGUGGCAGAAGCCAGUGACGAACUACCGACCCCAAGAGCUUCACUAUUUACUGCAGCGCCUCGAUGGUCUCUACGAGAUGCUGCUAAGCCGUGCCGCAGCUUUGCAACAUGGCACCACCGUCAACACAUCCGUUGAAAUGAUGCAAAACAGACUAACCAACACAGAGUCGGGGGAGUAAUCGGGUGUGAUGGAGGCAGCGGCGGCACAGGAGGUGGCAAAGAUGUCGCGUGCGUCUGAGCAGGAGCGGAAAAUGGUGAUGCUGAGGCAAGGUUGCUAGUGCUUGGGAACUUGACCCCGUCAUCUGGACAAGCAGCUGGGGAUUUGUAUGAUCGCGAGGUGUCUGCCUUUGUUGAGGAUUGUCUACCAGAUGGUCCAUCGGCCCCGGCGGAUAAUGGCCAGUUUAUCAUGAACUUGGCGGCUCCAUGUUGGGAUAUGUCGCCGAAGCCAGGUUUCUUUGACAUGACACCAUUUUCGAAGCCUGAGAGCGAAUUCGAAACUAGAAAUUCCCGAGUAAAGUUUCUACUAAAGUUGAUCCUUACAAGUACUUGCAAAAACCUAAGAACAAUUUGGCAAUCGUUCGGUUGGGAUGAAGUAGCGCAUGCCAGGUUUUACGGUUUUGCAACGCUGUCAGGAGAAAAGCUCUUGUCGUGACAGCAACAGGAAACACGACAAGAGGCCAUAUACAGCUGCCUUAGUAGUACCUGCCGAUCUUUGUUUUCGACAAGGUUUUUGGCUGUUGAACUUUGUUGUAUAGCUACGCAAGAGGAAUACGGUGUCGAGAAUUCGGAACACAUGGGUGGAAUAUACCAGAUGUAGCAUAUUUGUGGUGCAUUAAGUGAAAGAUGAGUAGGGUUAAGUUCAACUGUACUCAAUAUGUAACUAUACUAUGGUGUACAAUUGUGUACAAUGAUAGCGAACAGUUGUUAAUAUUAUUUCACGUCUUCGAACUUUGUACAGAACUACGGCGAAAUCAAACAAAAAACAAAAACUUUUUGUCGUUUC
Physcomitrium patens is the source of this 1978-nucleotide messenger RNA. Its product is annotated as agamous-like MADS-box protein AGL61. NCBI's taxonomy places the organism in Eukaryota, Viridiplantae, Streptophyta, Bryopsida, Funariales, Funariaceae. Gene Ontology annotation, biological process: positive regulation of transcription by RNA polymerase II. The record is from RefSeq and is a predicted model, not a curated record. Gene Ontology annotation, molecular function: DNA-binding transcription factor activity, RNA polymerase II-specific; protein dimerization activity; RNA polymerase II cis-regulatory region sequence-specific DNA binding.